GGCGGGCGAACCCUACGACAUAUUCGAAGGCCCGACGGGCAGCCCUGUCACCACCGAACGCAUUGAACCUCUCACCAGUCUUUCGCGCGAAACCUCGGUGAAAGGAGACUCGACGGAACAUUUUCUUUACCGCAAGCUCCAUAAGCACAUCUGCAAUUCAUGCCCCCGCGCCGACGUCCGCCUCCUACGGGGGCUCGGACUGACCUCCCACCUUUGAAGAUCGUGCGAAAGAUCGCCCUACUUCAAAGUGCCUACUAUGUGUCCGCGACGGCUCUGAUACUAUUCACAACAAUUGUCUACGGCACUCCGUUCUCGUUUGACCUCGUCUUAAAUUGGAAUGCCUUGAGAGGAGAUACAACUGUAGGGUGGAUGCUGGGGUUGGUAUGGAUGUUGAACAGUGGGAUAGGGGUGAUAUAUCUUCUACUUCUCGUGUCGCGCUCGAAACUCAUUCCCGACUUUGCGCUCACGAUACACUUCUUGCACCUUGUCAUCACCGUCUUCUACACCCGCUCCGUGCCCUCGAACUGGCUCUGGUGGGGCCUACAGUGCGCUAGUGCCGCCCUCAUGACGUUUUUGGGGAUCUGGGCGUGUCGAUGGCGGGAGUUGCAGCCGAUCAGCUUCGGGGGCAUGUCCGGCAGUAACAACACGGGGCGUUCGGUGGGAGGCUCGUCUCAGCCCCAGGCUGAAGGUGUCGACGAGUCCUUCUCUCUGUCGCGGGGUCGCGGACGGGGCCGCAACCUUCCAAACGGGGGAGAUGAAUAUGAGAUGAGCCUGUUGAAGGGCACGGGUGAUCAGGCUGUGUAGCCUCAUGGCUAUCUGAAUGCCUUUCCUGCUUUUUCUGGUGGGUGUGGAGAGAGGGGUGCACAUAUGCUUGUCAAUGUAGCAUUGAGCGAUUUUCCCGGCACAGUUGUCCUUUUUUCUUCUUUUCUUCAUGUAUACCCUGGCUGGCUGGUACUGUAUAGAUGGCGUUGCUGUGGUAGUAUUUGUUUCUCUCGUUUGACUUUUCCUUCUCUUUGUCUUAUAUAUAUUUACUUCUUGAUGACCUGGAGCACUCGGUCUGGUUACAAUUUAUAGCAUAUGUGCGGGCAAUAUGGUUGAUAUACCACCGCUCCAAGAGAUGCGGGCCGGGGAAUAUCAGCAAUCUACCCAGUUUAAAGACCUCGAAGGC
This is a messenger RNA of Aspergillus aculeatus ATCC 16872, 1168 nucleotides long. RefSeq names its product protein SYS1. The coding region runs from base 160 to 804 and encodes 214 amino acids. Gene Ontology annotation, cellular component: Golgi membrane; trans-Golgi network. Lineage: Eukaryota; Fungi; Ascomycota; Eurotiomycetes; Eurotiales; Aspergillaceae. Gene Ontology annotation, biological process: Golgi to plasma membrane protein transport; Golgi to endosome transport; protein localization to Golgi apparatus. The record is from RefSeq and is a predicted model, not a curated record. The transcript is spliced from 2 exons.